AUGGAGUGGGGACCAGCGAGUGUAUCUGGUCGACGAGAUCCUGCGCGGGGCCCGGUGUGGCAGAGAAAACCUGAAUGUCGGAACGUCGUCCAAUGGAAGAGCGGAGGGUCGGACGAAAAUGGAACCCACCACCGAUCGUCACGCCUACGACGUUGCGAUAUUGAUCCUGGCCGGCGUAAUCUGGCCACCGAUGGUGGUAGUGGAGAUGGUGACGGCCUUGAUGAUGGAUUGAAUCAAGAGAUCAACAGGGACAUCAUUGUCCUUGGCGCGAUUAACGAAUCAGCCAGUUACCGAUUACGGAAAGAAGCCGGAAAGAAGAAUGGAUGGGCCGGCGGUGCUGUCGAUGCCGCCGCUGACUUCUUCACAAAAAUCGGCGCAAUCGCCGCAACCGCAAUCGCAUCCGAAACAAAAUCAGCGCCCGAAUCUGAGGGCAUCCUAGUACGUUUAAAUCGAUAGGAGUUGCAGGUGGGUACCGUGUCGCUUUACGGGAUCCACAUCGUGUCGCUGGUAAUCGAGGGGCAGGAACGACUCUGCCUAGCACAGAUCAGCAACACCCUGUUGAAGCAGUUCAGCUACAACGAGAUUCACAAUCGUCGGGUGGCGUUGGGCAUCACCUGCGUGCAGUGCACGCCAGUUCAGCUGGAGAUACUUCGUCGUGCCGGGGCGAUGCCGGUGUCCUCGCGUAGAUGCGGCAUGAUUACUCGCAGGGAAGCGGAACGUCUCUGCAAGUCCUUCCUCGGCGACAACGCACCGCCCAGAUUACCUGAAGACUUCGCGUUCUCCGUACAUCACGAGUGCGCCUGGGGUUGCCGCGGGGCGUUUCUGCCCGCUCGUUACAACAGCUCGCGUGCAAAAUGCAUCAAAUGCGCGUACUGCGGCCUGUUCUUCUCGCCUAAUAAGUUUAUCUUUCACUCGCACCGUAUGGGCCCGACGGACAAGUACGUGCAGCCGGACGCGGCGAAUUUCAACUCGUGGCGUCGGCACAUGAAGCUGUCCGGUACUCAGCCGGAUGAAAUCGUGCAUGCCUGGGAGGACGUUAAGGCGAUGUUUAAUGGCGGCACUAGGAAACGCUUAUUAGGCAAUUCGAAUGGCUCCCGAGAAUCGCCGAGUCCAGCGAAGCAGCCCAGAUCGUCGCCGACAGGUGCAGCGCAGAUUUCCACCCUGGUGCCGACACCGGCGCAUCCCCGUGUACCGCCAUUCCCGGAACUACCCCUGCCGCUGUCCCGCAGUCUCGUCAUGGACUACGUAUGGCAUCAUCAGCAGGCGGCGGCGGUCGCCGCGGCCAAGACACCCAGUCCAUUCGCAUUUCCGUCCUACGCCCUGCCUUGGUUGGCCAAGCGGAGUCCCGUUCUGUUCCCCGGACCGCUGCCGCCACCCAUAAGUGGUUCCAGCCCCACGGAACCGUUGAUUCCGACUGUCAAUCCACCUUUGCAUCAAUCCGCGUUCCGUCCGGUGAUUCGUGGGCCACCCAUCGUCGAAUCAGCGAUCCCAGAGCGACCAACAGACGCUAGUCAAAAGGAGGACAACUCCGACGACGAGGUCGACAUCGAGACAACGGAGGAUGACCCGGUGACGCCACUCAACGCGAGUCUUCAGAAUCUUCACUCGGCCUCGAAUUCCGCUAUGAGCAGCCACAGCGGACGAAGUACGUCGCCGCAGUGCUGGAGUCCUCCUCGAGAAACGGAACGAGAGGCUGAGAAGAUCGCCGAGGAAGCCGCGGCUUUGCGCGACGUGAAAACGGAAUUACCACCGGCGAGAAGUCCCGAGACCUGGCACGGCAGUGCCUACUAUCGACAUCUCAAUGUUCUGAAGGGGAACGAGUCGACCGCGGAAAGGGCAGGCUCUGAUUGCUCGGCUUGCCGUCCUCCACGCGGUAUAUUUUACAGCCAAGUCCACAGUCCGUCCGCGCCGACCAAUUAAUCGAGUUGGAUUGGCUGAAUUAAUCGAUACGCAGGAGCAGCAGAACGUACGAAGAGGAGAACACAUUUAACCCGAACCGUUCCGUAAGCUUGCGACACGUCCGUUGCCUUAAAGCACAGUCUCGUCGAUCUCUAUAUCCUCGAAUUUUAAGGGUUGGGGCGCAACAAUGGUCUAAUGCCUUUUCAAGGACUUGAGGAG
Trachymyrmex cornetzi is the source of this 2118-nucleotide messenger RNA. RefSeq names its product SKI family transcriptional corepressor fussel (gene fuss). Gene Ontology annotation, cellular component: nucleus; transcription regulator complex; cytoplasm. The record is from RefSeq and is a predicted model, not a curated record. Gene Ontology annotation, biological process: negative regulation of BMP signaling pathway; negative regulation of transcription by RNA polymerase II. Gene Ontology annotation, molecular function: SMAD binding; DNA-binding transcription factor activity, RNA polymerase II-specific; RNA polymerase II cis-regulatory region sequence-specific DNA binding. NCBI's taxonomy places the organism in Eukaryota, Metazoa, Arthropoda, Insecta, Hymenoptera, Formicidae.